ACCGUCGCUGCUUUCCGCUCUACAGGAAUUUCCUCCGCAGUAAUGGAUCCCAAACACAGGGCGAAGGUCUACUAGUGACAGCUCCCAACGUUUUUCUAGGCAGGAAUGCGACUCCCCCACCGCUGAGCUCAACAUGAGAGAGUGGUGGAUCCAUGUGGGUCUGAUCUGCAUCCCGCUGGUGGCCGUCUACCUGCACAUCCCGCCGCCUCAGCUCUCACCUGCCCUGCAGAAGUGGCACAGCGCCGGGGAGGAGUUCCACUUCAGAGGCAGGAAGAUCUUCUACAGAGACUCUUACGGUGCUUUGGGGAGCUCAGAUGUCGUCAUUCUGCUCCACGGCUUCCCCACCUCCAGCCACGACUGGAGCAAGAUCUGGGAUCCUCUCACACAGCGCUUCCAUCGAGUCAUUGCACUGGACUUCCUCGGUUUUGGCUUCAGUGACAAGCCGCGGCCCCACAGGUACUCCAUCUUCGAGCAGGCCAGUGUGGUGGAGGCCCUGGUGGCCCACUUGGGUCUGAGCAGCCAGCGGGUGAACGUGGUGUCUCAUGACUACGGAGACACUGUAGCUCUGGAGCUGCUCUACAGGAGUGACCAAAAUCGCACCGGUCACCUGACUUUCAACAGCCUUUGUCUUUCUAAUGGAGGACUAUUCCCAGAAACACACCACCCACGGUUGCUGCAGAUGCUUCUCAAGGACUCGAGUUUUCUUGCUCCACUUCUGACGCGUCUCACCAACUAUGUGAUCUUCCAAAAGGGGCUAGGAGAAGUGUUCGGCCCGUACACGCAGCCCACCGAUGCUGAGUUCUGGGACAUGUGGACGAGUUUACGCUACAAUGAUGGGAACUUAGUUCUGGACAGUAUCCUCCAAUACAUCAACCAGAGAUUUAAACACAGAGACCGAUGGGUGGGAGCGCUCACUUCCACGUUCGUCCCACUGCACAUGAUUUACGGACCCCUGGACCCAGUCAACCCUCAUCCCCAGUUCAUCCGUCUUUACCAGCAGCUGGUUCAGAGGUCGACCAUCACUGUUCUGGAUGAACACAUCAGCCACUACCCUCAGCUAGAAGAUCCCACCGGCUUCCUCAACGCGUACUUCAAUUUCAUCCACUCGUUCUAAAAGGGAUAAUAAAUGCAGCUUCCAUGUUCAAGAGUGAAAAUUAAACCUUAGUCAAAGUGUUGCAAAACUACCAAAGUGAGAAAUAUUCAUAUGUUGGUGCAAAUAUGUGUUCUUUUGAUUGUGACCAGGAGAAAGGCUGCAUGAGUUUGAGAUUUAAUCAGUUAAUCUACCAGCACCAAGUCCCAAAAUGUCAUUUACUGCCAUGGAAGAUGUAAAAUGUCAGCUAGAAUAAAGAAUAAUAAUUGUACUUAAUUUAUAAAUGCCAUGAGGACACUGUUCAGUGAUGGUAGGGCGUAUGAUCACUGAACUUAUCUGUGGGACAUGGUUUUCAUUCCCUCCAUCUUCUGUUUCGUUCAAUCAAUCAGCUGCAUUCUGAAUGACUUUUGAUAUAAUUUUCUACAUUUCUCUUGAUGUCAGUGAAUUAAAACUAAUUGUCAACUUUUCUUUAAAUAAAACUAGUUUUGUAAAAA
Stegastes partitus (bicolor damselfish) is the source of this 1584-nucleotide messenger RNA. RefSeq names its product mesoderm specific transcript (gene mest). Gene Ontology annotation, molecular function: monoacylglycerol lipase activity. Gene Ontology annotation, biological process: acylglycerol catabolic process. NCBI's taxonomy places the organism in Eukaryota, Metazoa, Chordata, Actinopteri, Pomacentridae. Gene Ontology annotation, cellular component: membrane. The transcript is spliced from 12 exons. The record is from RefSeq and is a predicted model, not a curated record. Bases 134 to 1114 code for a protein of 326 amino acids.